AUGGACCCAAGUUUAGUUUUAGAGCAAACAAUACAAGAUGUGUCGAAUCUCCCAUCCGAGUUUCAUUAUCUUCUAGAGGAGAUCGGCUCAAAUGACUUGAAACUCAACGAAGAAAAAAAGAGAUAUGAGCAAAAGGAAUUCCAGAUACACAAGUUUAUAAGGCAGCAAGGCUCCAUACCGAAACACCCACAGGAGGACGAACUAGACGAAGAAAUAAAAGGUUCACUUUUAAAAUGUCAGUCUCUACAAAAAGAAAAAUGCGUUCUAGCGAAUACCGCGCUCUUUUUAAUUGCUAGACAUUUGAGUAAGUUAGAGAACAACAUAGCUCUAUUAGAGGAAGACGGUGUGCUAGCUCCUGUAGAAGAAGACGGGGACAUGGAAAGUGCUGCUGAAGCCUCCAGAGAAAGUUCAGUAAUGAGUAGUGGUAGCAUGAAGAAGAAACGAGCUGCGUCUAGCUCAGGAUCUAUACCGCCCACUUUGAAAAAGAAAAAAACCAAUCGUGCAUCUAAGCUCCAGAAUGAAAUAGAUGUUUCAACUACAGAAAAAUCUGUCACCCCAAUGAGUCCGAGCUUUGAAAAUAAAAUCGCAAGGACAAAAGAAAUCAAAAAUAAUAGAAAUGGCAAGGGUCAAAACGGCUCAUUUGAGAAUGAGGACGAAGACAAAACCUUAUACUGCUUUUGCCAAAGGGUGUCAUUCGGCGAAAUGGUUGCUUGCGAUGGUCCUAACUGUAAAUAUGAAUGGUUUCAUUAUGAUUGUGUUAGUUUAAAAGAACCUCCAAAGGGUACGUGGUACUGUCCUGACUGCAAAAUUGAGAUGGAAAAAAGCAAAUUGAAAAGGAAACGCAAUUAA
Saccharomyces eubayanus is the source of this 849-nucleotide messenger RNA. It is a transcript of the gene YNG2, whose product is annotated as histone acetyltransferase YNG2. The record is from RefSeq and is a predicted model, not a curated record. NCBI's taxonomy places the organism in Eukaryota, Fungi, Ascomycota, Saccharomycetes, Saccharomycetales, Saccharomycetaceae. The transcript has a single exon. Gene Ontology annotation, cellular component: Rpd3L complex; Rpd3L-Expanded complex; nucleus. Bases 1 to 849 code for a protein of 282 amino acids. Gene Ontology annotation, biological process: regulation of DNA-templated transcription.